AUUGUGCUGCCUGAUUACUAUUCUCCAGAAGGGAUGGGCUUGAUAGUCCCUAAAACUAAGGAUGGUCGUGUUGUAUUUAUGUUACCGUGGUUGGGAAGAACAGUAGCAGGUACCACUGACUCUAACACGUCAAUCACUGCACUUCCAGAACCUCAUGAAGAUGAGAUUCAAUUUAUACUGGAUGCAAUCAGCGACUAUCUUAACAUUAAGGUACGACGUACUGAUGUUCUUUCGGCUUGGAGUGGUAUCCGUCCAUUGGCCAUGGAUCCAACGGCCAAGAGCACAGAGAGCAUCUCCAGAGACCAUGUUGUCUUUGAGGAAUCUCCUGGUCUGGUUACAAUCACGGGUGGAAAAUGGACAACUUACCGAAGCAUGGCGGAAGAUGCAGUUGAUGCAGCAAUCAAAUCGGGAAAGCUAAGUCCAACCAAUGAAUGUGUAACGCAGAAACUACAGCUCCUGGGUUCUUAUGGAUGGGAACCAUCUUCCUUCACAACUCUUGCACAGCAAUACGUGCGAAUGAAGAAAACCUACGGUGGUAAAGUGGUUCCUGGAGCAAUGGACACAGCUGCUGCAAAGCAUUUGUCUCAUGCCUAUGGUUCAAUGGCUGACCGAGUUGCCACCAUAGCUCAGGAGGAGGGUUUGGGGAAACGGUUGGCGCACGGGCAUCCGUUUUUGGAAGCAGAAGUUGCUUACUGUGCAAGGCACGAGUACUGUGAAUCAGCGGUUGAUUUCAUAGCAAGGAGAUGUAGAAUCGCGUUCUUGGACACAGACGCAGCGGCGCGGGCGUUGCAGCGUGUGGUGGAGAUUCUAGCAAGUGAACACAAGUGGGACAAGUCGAGGCAGAAGCAGGAAUUGCAAAAGGCUAAAGAGUUUCUUGAAACUUUCAAGUCUUCCCAAAACGCACAGUUUAACGAUGGCAAACACAACUAAAGCGGCCUCUCAGAAAUUACACUACACUAUACUACUACUACUUUAUUGAAUUGAUUAUUUACUAUUUUCCAAUUUGUUGGAUUUUUUGGGUAGCGACUAGCGAGAACGAAUGAUAAUAAUACUAUACAAAUGGAAUAAUACGGCGGCUACUCACGUUUCUCGGAAUAUACAAUUGUGUUUUUCUUG
Molecule: messenger RNA, 1116 nt
Organism: Camelina sativa (false flax)
Lineage: Eukaryota; Viridiplantae; Streptophyta; Magnoliopsida; Brassicales; Brassicaceae
Product: glycerol-3-phosphate dehydrogenase SDP6, mitochondrial
Biological process (GO): glycerol-3-phosphate metabolic process
Cellular component (GO): mitochondrion
Molecular function (GO): glycerol-3-phosphate dehydrogenase (quinone) activity
Source: RefSeq, a predicted model, not a curated record